This is a messenger RNA of Monodelphis domestica (gray short-tailed opossum), 1297 nucleotides long. NCBI's taxonomy places the organism in Eukaryota, Metazoa, Chordata, Mammalia, Didelphimorphia, Didelphidae. The record is from RefSeq and is a predicted model, not a curated record.
GGGGGAGUGGAAUCCUCAAAUGGGAGAGUCCGGAAGAGGAAGCACUCCCCAACAGGACAGUUUCACCGGAGGCCAGUGAAGAGAGGACGUGUCCCCUUCGGUCUUCGCACACAUCUUUUCCAGAACUCGCAGAACCAUGUUCCUUCUCCGAAGGUUCUGGCCGUCUCUGGUAGCCUCCACGUCGUGGCGCCAGAGCCAGGUAUGGGCAUCUUUUGGCACAGGUCCCAAAGACUCUGACGGGACAUUCUAUGAAUUUCGUACUUAUAUCAUACAACCAGCAAAGAUGAAUGAAUUCCUGAAAAACACUGAGGAACAUAUUCACCUUCGUACAGCUCACUCUGAAUUAGUUGGAUAUUGGAUUCAAGAGUUUGGCGGUGUGAUUAAUAAAGUGUUUCAUAUUUGGAAAUUUGAUAAUUUUGCUCAUCGAACUAAAGUUCGGAAAGCCUUAGCCAAGGAUAAAGAAUGGCAAGAAAAAUAUAUUUCCCGAAACCUACCAUUUAUAAUUGAACAAAGGAAUGAAGUUGUAUAUUUAGUACCAUGGAGCAAAAUAGAAAAACCUCCUAAAGAAGGAGUCUAUGAACUUUGUACUUUUCUCAUGAAGCCUGGCGGGCCAAUUUUGUGGGGUGAAGACUUUGAAAAAUCAGUGAAUAGCCAUGUCCAUGUAGGCUAUUCAAAACUGGUUGGAGUUUUCAACACCGAAUAUGGAGCACUUAAUAAAGUUCAUGUUCUUUGGUGGAAUGAGUCAGCAGACAGUCGUGCAGCUGGAAGACAAAUAGCCCAACAAGACGCCCGAGUGGUGGCAUCUGGUGAGCUGAGGAACUGGGUCCUUGUUCAGCAUGAAUUAUUUGGGGUCCAAAAUGUACUAAGCCAGAAGGUUUCUGUAGCUUUGAGUUAACAUUAGAGGAAGCAUAGAAGAGUGAAAAGACCCCUGAAUUUCAAGCCCAAAGAUCUGAACAUAGUCCUAGUUCUGAAACUCACUAAUUAUGAGUCAGUUUCCUCACCUGUAAAUUAGAAACAGUGAUAAUUACCUAUAUUAUUAAGGCUGUGAGAAUCAAGUGAGAUUAAGGGCCAUAAAAUGCCUUAUAGGUAUAAAAUGCCGUAUUAAUUUAAUAUUAUUACUAACAUUGGCUUUUUCUUCAGUUCGGGAGAGUUGUAGUCACCUGGAAUCUCAUGAAAAUAUGCUCCUCAUUCCAGCAUCAUUUUCACCACUGAAAUAAUUCUCUGAAGAAAUACGAAGAUACUUAUUGUAUCCAUAUUGUACCAACAGCUUCUAAUAAAAUUCCCUAAGUUCACCUAA